AUGCUGUUAUUCUCGGCUGGUCAAGGCAGAAUGCGGCUCCAACUUCCGUUCAUGUCUGGCCGGCGCUCCGCCGCGACGCUGUCGCUUCUCCAACUCCUUCUUGCCCUCGUGCUAGCACUCGCUGCGUUCCAGGCGACGGCGGCCACAGCGGCCAUGGGGGCUAAACACGCUUCCACGAACCAUGCGGACGACGGGAUGACAGCGGAGGAGUCAGACGGGGGCAUUGGCGCUUCUGGAUGGAUGUCGCUGAUUGUUGUUGACUCCAUCUUCUUGCUGUUUGCCGCCCUCUUCGCUGGCCUGACGCUGGCGUUGCUCGGCCUCGACACACUGUCGCUCGAGAUUAUCGCGGAUAGCGGCUCCGAACCAGACAAGACGUACGCACAGAAGAUUUUGCCCAUCCGUCACCUCGGUAACCAGCUCCUGUGCACGCUUAUUUUGGGCAACGUAAUGGUGAACACCCUCAUCGCGCAGAUCACCGACUCGCACAUCCACGGCUGGGUGGCGACGGUGGUCUCCACCGCGCUGACAACGCUCGGCGGCGAGGUGAUUCCGCAAGCCCUCAUGUCAGCGCACGCGCUGCAGGUCGGCUCCAAGUCGGCGCCGCUCGUGAAGUUCUUUGUGUGCAUCUUCUGGCCUGUCUGCAAGCCUCUGAGCAUGAUUCUUGACAAGUUCAUUGGCAAGGACCCUGGCCAGAUUUACGAGCGAAACGAGCUCAAGAAGCUCAUGUUCAUGCAUGCCGCCCGCAGCGCCGAGUCUGGCAUUGGCGCCGGCGAGGUCGAUCUUAUGGUGGGAGCCAUGGAACUGCACGAGAAGACGGUGAUGGAGGUGAUGACGCCGGUGAGUGAUAUGCUGAUGCUGGAGGCUAAUGAGCGGCUGAACGAGGAGACUAUUCAGCUGAUCUCCGACCGCGGCCACAGCCGAAUCCCGGUGUACCAAACCACAAAGAACAACGUCAUUGGCGUGCUGUUCGCAAAGGACUUGCUCAUGGCCAAUCCGCAAGAGAACACGAAGGUGCUUCUGCUGGUGAAGUUCUACAACCGCCGCUGCCACGUUGUGCCCUCUGAAACAAAACUGAUCUCGAUGCUCAAGUACUUCCAGACCGGCAAGUCACACAUCGCCCUCGUGCAGGAGGUGCAGCAGCGCCCCUACGGGGACCCGUACUACGAGGUGAAGGGUCUUGUGACCAUGGAGGACAUCAUUGAGGAGCUUAUCCACAGCGAGAUCUUUGACGAGUAUGAUGUUGACCCGCAUCAGAUUCAGCACACAGCGCUUGGCAACACCUCUAAUUUGGCGAAGCGGCAGAUCGGCCUCACCUCCAAGUGCUCGCGACGCGUCCACCUGAACUACAACGAGCUGCGUGCCGCUGCUCUCUUCCUGUGCGAGUCACUGCCCGAGCUCAGCAUGGAGGAUGUGUCGGCGCUGAUGCAGGGCAUGAUGGAGUGCACCACCGUAUACCGCGUCCGGACACCGAAGGACUCACGCGGCAUGACUGACGACGACAAGCAGAACGUGUGGCUUUAUCGCGAGGGUGUGCCGUCGUCCGUGUUCACCCUCGUCGUGUCGGGACGCGUUGAAGUGUUUGCGGGAAAGGACUCGAUCGCGCUGGAGAUGGGCAGUUGGUCAUUGCUAGCGACCGAUGCCCUUUCCUCUGACCUGUUUGUACCCACAUUUAGCUGCCGUGUCGUUCAGGACUCGACACUCAUGCAGAUAACGCGGGAGGCCUAUGUUGAAAUGCUGCGUAUAUGCAAUAACCCCGUAAGCGACACCUCGAGGACCGCCUCGUCGGCGGCGAAUGCGGAGCGCAAGGCGUCCAUGGAAUCUAUCUAG
Messenger RNA from Leishmania mexicana MHOM/GT/2001/U1103, 1827 nucleotides. RefSeq lists its product as hypothetical. Gene Ontology annotation, biological process: magnesium ion homeostasis. The record is from RefSeq and is a predicted model, not a curated record. Bases 1 to 1827 code for a protein of 608 amino acids. The transcript has a single exon. Lineage: Eukaryota; Euglenozoa; Kinetoplastea; Trypanosomatida; Trypanosomatidae.